AUGGCUGAAAACGAAGAGCCUCAGCCUGCCGCGUAUUUGGUCUUUCGGAGACUGGCUCAACCUGACUCCGACAGGCCAAUCGAACGCUGUAUCGGCAUCUACGCCAAUGAUGAAUUCGAUGUCGGCCGUGAAGAUGUGUCCAGAGCACUGGAACUGGAGGACCGUUCAGUAUCAAACCACCACUUUCGCAUCCGCUGCGUUGUGUAUGACGAUGAUGGAGAAGGACGAGUAGCUCCAAUGGUGUAUGCUCGGGUUCUGUCCUCUCAUGCCGUCAUCUUCAGACGCCAUGGUCUUGACGAUGAAGGAGGAUGGCUUGAUCUUACGAAGAAAUGCGGCGACAUGCUUCUGAAUUCGGGAGACUCUCUACAGCUGACACGCCAAGUUUCCGUGGUAUUUCGGAUGGGAAAGGAUACCUACAAACCACCACCGCUCGAUACGGUCCAGAAAGCUGAGGUCCAACGAUUCUCAGACCGUUACCAGAUGACACCUCGUGUACUGGGCAUGGGUGGGUACGCCGCUGUGUAUGUCGCUGUGAAGCGGCACACUGGGCGGCAAUUCGCUUGCAAAGUUCUUCGUGUCCCGACAAUCGAUGCUGACGAGCAGCCUGUUGGCUUCCGCGAGGAUCCUGAGUUGCAGAAGAUGCGAGAGAAGAUAGCCAGGGAGUAUACCGUGCUCAAGAAGCUUUCACAUCCUAACAUAAUCAUGUUGGAAAAGGUCUUCCGGACAACUCACAAUGUCUACAUCUUUCAAGAGCUUUUCACUGCGGGCGAUUUGCUCUCCUAUCUGGACAAGACUGGACCUUUACCCGAAGAACAGGCUGCAGUUAUCAUAAGACAACUACUGGAGGCGGUCAAGUAUUUGCAUGACAACCACGUCGUUCAUCGCGACAUCAAACCAGAGAACAUCCUCAUGACAUCCUGGCGCGUGGGUGCCCGAGUGGUCCUCACCGACUUCGGUCAGUCAAGAACGAUCGCCGACAUGGAGAAUGCCGCAAAAAGAUCAGGCGUUUUUCGCAUGUCGACGAUGAUCGGAACGCACGGCUAUACAGCUCCGUAAGCAUCGGGCACUCCUGACUUCACUGACGUUCCACUAAUCACCAUCCACAGGGAAGUGUACGCGCGCGUGAAGCGAGACUUGCAACAAGGGAGUGGGUAUACCCAAGCAGUCGACAUAUGGGCGAUUGGCUGUGUGACCGCAACUUGCCUCACUAACGAGACAAUCUUACCCGACGCCGUCGAUCUUAAGACCACCGAAAUGACACAGCUUGUGCAGUAUCUCGACGUGCUUGAUUAUGGCAGGCACUGGGACAAGGUUGGCUACAGAGCCAAGGACUUCAUCCGAGGAUGUCUUGCUCCAGACGAGAGCAACAGACUGACAGCUUCCGCAUGCCUCGAGAUGGAGUGGUUUCGGCAUCCCUACUACAGCGCGGAUUUCGACGCGGCCUACAAGCGAGCCAUACAAGACUGGGAGCCAAAGAAGUAUGACGAAGACAUCAUCGAACUCAUCGAUACGAGUGGCAUUGUUGACGAGCAGCCACCGCCUGAAGAACAAGUCUCUCAUCACUUUGUUGUGAAGCCUCCUGUUCGGGUUCGGCCAGCCAGCACGGACUUCGACAGGACGAUUGGGGGCUUCAGGCCAUCUGAACUUCACGCAAGCCCUAUCGAAGUCCCACGCACACCUCCAUCCAAGCGUAAAGACCCUCCGUCGACUGUCCGCGCUCCAGCGUACCAUCGUCCUCCAGACACCGUCACGCAGACGCAAUCACAGUCACAGUCGCAGAGCGUCCUACUGGAUGACUUCCUUCCGCCACCACCAUCUAGCGUCACUCUUGAUCAGAACCUCGCACUGGCGUCGGAGAACUCGCUCAGAAACGGCGGCACAGGCAUGAAGCGUCGUGUAUCCAACCUGCGGCCACCCGCUUAUCGUCCGCGCGGGCAGGUCUACCGCUGA
Messenger RNA from Lecanosticta acicola, 1950 nucleotides. Lineage: Eukaryota; Fungi; Ascomycota; Dothideomycetes; Mycosphaerellales; Mycosphaerellaceae. The record is from the annotation of a GenBank genome assembly.